AUUGUCGCCUGAUGGUUUGAUGGACAGGACGACUUAAACUAAAUACCGGAGAUAUUUAUUAAUCUUUUGUCUGGGGGGCUCCAUACAGACAUCAUAAGCUGAAGUAAUGGAGAAGUUGAGGCACAGGCAGCAGUUUGUGUUCAGCCUUCUGUUAUGGCUGUGGUUUCCUAAUUGUUCAGCUCAAACCACAGCGGCAAACAGAGCCAACCUGGCACCUACCCCGUCUUUAUCCCCUCAGACUGAAAGGCUUAAAGUCCGACUAUCUGGAUACCCCCGAAAACACAACGAGGGGCGGAUAGAGCUGUUCUACAAAGGAGAGUGGGGAACCAUCUGUGAUGAUGACUUCUCUAUAGCCAAUGCCAACGUGCUCUGUCGCCAGCUGGGCUUUGUCUCGGCUACAGGAUGGACCCACAGCGCUAAAUACGGCAAAGGCCAAGGAAAAAUCUGGCUGGACAACGUGUUGUGCAACGGCGGUGAGAAGAGCAUUGAAUUCUGCAAGUCUCGCGGCUGGGGCAACAGUGACUGCACUCAUGAUGAAGAUGCUGGAGUUGUUUGCAGAGACGAGAGGAUCCCUGGCUUUGUGGACCCAAAUGUUAUAGAUGCRCAAGUCGAUGAGAACAAAGUGGAGGAGGUGCGACUCCGUCCUGUCGUCGUCACGACCAAGAAGAAGCUGCCCAUUACCGAGGGCGUGGUGGAGGUGAAGCGCAAAGAUGGCUGGGCUCAGAUCUGUGACCUGGGCUGGACCAUCAAAAACACCCGCGUGGUUUGCGGCAUGCUGGGAUUCCCACAUGAAAGGAAGGUCAACAAGAACUUUUACAAAAGUCUGAAAAAGCGAGCAGCUGAGAAGGUCUCCAGUCCAAAGGUCACUGUGUCAUCCGGUGGAAGGCUGUCAUCCAAAGCUAAAGCUAACUCUAAGUCUAAACAGAGUGGUCCCGUCAAAAGGUUAUAUUUGGAGCGUCAGAAGAACAACUUCUUCAUUCACUCUGUGGCAUGCACAGGCACCGAGGUCCAUCUGGCAGCCUGCCCCAUGGAGUUCAGCAAGCCAAAUGCCACAUCGACCUGCACAGGCGGCAUGCCGGCUGUUGUCAGCUGCAUGCCGGGCCCUCAGUUCCUGCAGAACAGCAGCUUAAAAAAGAAAGUUAAAAUUUCGAGUAACGUGAGACUGAAAGGAGGCGCGAGGCUGGGAGAAGGCCGGGUCGAGGUGCUGAGAGACAGCGAGUGGGGGACGGUUUGUGACGACCGCUGGAACCUGCUGUCAGCCAGUGUCGUUUGCAGGGAGCUUGGCUUCGGCAGUGCAAAGGAAGCUCUUAAUGGUGCACGAAUGGGUCAAGGAAUUGGUCCGAUUCACAUGAACGAGGUGAAGUGUCUCGGACAAGAGAAGUCCAUCUGGAACUGUCCGUUUAAAAACAUCACAUCAGAAGACUGUCAGCACGUGGAGGAUGCUGCGGUUCGCUGCAACGUGCCUUACAUGGGCUUGGAGAGCUUGAUCCGGAUCACAGGAGGACGAACCCGCUCUGAGGGCCGUGUUGAGGUGCUGAGCUCAGACUCUAAUGGCACACAGAGCUGGGGUUUGAUCUGUGGUGAGAACUGGACCACCAGAGAAGCCUCAGUGGCCUGCAGGCAGCUGGGCCUGGGCUACGCUAACCAGGGCCUGCAACCACUAUCACAGCAUGGAUAUCUUCACUCACUAUGACCUGCUGAAUGCAAAUGGUACGAAGGUGGCAGAGGGCCACAAAGCCAGUUUCUGCCUCGAGGACACAGACUGUCAAGAGGGUGUUUCUAAACGAUACGAGUGUGCCAACUUUGGCGAUCAGGGCAUCACCGUGGGCUGCUGGGAUCAGUACCGACAUGACAUCGACUGCCAGUGGAUCGACAUCACAGAUGUCAAGCCUGGAAACUACAUCAUGCAGGUUGUGAUCAAUCCAAAUCACGAAGUGGCUGAGAGCGACUUCACCAACAACGCCAUGAAAUGUAACUGCAAAUAUGACGGGCAUCGGAUCUGGUUCCAUAACUGCCACAUUGGUGAUGCCCUCAGUGAGGAGGCAGAGAGGAGGUUUGAAAAAUAUCCUGGACAGUUGAACAACAGGAUUUCCUAAUCAACAACCUUUGACUUAACAACAUGACAAAGUGCUGAUUGAAACAGAAACCAAACUAGCUCAGGCAAAAAGACAAAACUCUGUUUUUAGGUGCUGAAAUGAUUUCCUACCACAUUAUUUUUAUUUAGUAUGUUUUGUUAAUAUACUUGAAGUGGAGCAUUGGGUUUCUCUUACCAGCACGAGCUUCUUCUUUUUUUAAAUUUAGAUUUUAUAAAGCCAUACAGUCUGUGUAUGACAAAUGUACAGCUAUCUUUUUUUUUUGCAUUUUAGAUCCUGAAUGAAGCUGUAGUUUUUUUAAUUUUCAAAUAUAAGCCCAAUUCCAAAAGGUUGAGAUGUUUAAAAUUAAACAAAAACAGAAUACAAUAAUUUACAAUUCUCAUUAACCCAUAUUUUCUUCACAAUGCAACAUAGUACACAUAAAAUAAGUGGUACAAAUAA
This is a messenger RNA of Austrofundulus limnaeus, 2534 nucleotides long. RefSeq names its product lysyl oxidase-like 3b (gene loxl3b). Gene Ontology annotation, cellular component: membrane. Gene Ontology annotation, biological process: peptidyl-lysine oxidation; collagen fibril organization. Lineage: Eukaryota; Metazoa; Chordata; Actinopteri; Cyprinodontiformes; Rivulidae. The record is from RefSeq and is a predicted model, not a curated record. Gene Ontology annotation, molecular function: protein-lysine 6-oxidase activity; copper ion binding.